AUGGCGCUGAGCGGGGAGGACGCAGGCGAGACAAUCGAUAUCGUCGAGCCGGCGGUGCGGAUGGGAUCCUACCUCGCGGAGGUGCAGCCGGUGGAGGAUGCGGCGGGAUUGAUCUUCCUGCUGUGGGCGAUCCAGCAGCCGACGAUCGCCAGGCCCAACGCCUUCGUUCGCCAAUCGUCCAUGGAGCUCCGCCUCGACGCAUGUGGCCACCAGAUCACCAUCGUCCAGACUCCCUCCUCCAUGGCAAGUAUCUGAAUCUCCGGUGCUUGAUGAUCGCCGGAGCUUUCGUUUGGCUAACGCGUUGUCUCCCUUUUUCUCGACGGUCGUUCUGAAGAGCAAUCCAGGGGUGACUGGAGCGGUGAUGUGGGACAGUGGGAUUGUUCUGACCAAGUUCCUGGAGAGCGCCGUAGAUUCUGGGAGACUUGUUCUUCAGGGCAGCAAGGUCGUCGAACUCGGUUCAGGUUGCGGAUUGGUCGGGUAGAACUCAAGAACCCAUCCAUUCCGAUGCAGACGUCCUGUUCGACCAAAUGUCCGCACCAGUUCUUGUCCGUUCAUUGAUAGUUUCCUUGGAGGUUUCAGGUGUGCAGCGGCUCUCUUGGGUGCUCGAGUCGUGCUCACAGAUCUACCAGACAGAUUGAAGCUUCUGAAGAAGAACGUCGAAGUCAAUGUGAAGGAAAGGAACGCGCGUGGCUCGGCAGAAGUCUGUGAGCUCACCUGGGGCGACGAUCUGGACGCGGAGCUAACCGAGCCGCCACCGGAUUUUGGCAAGCGUUUCUUCCUAGAUCGUAUGAACAUGCUUCUUCGAUCUCCUCUCUUCUAUUACAUAAGCAUCCUGGUCCUUGCAGUCGUCGGAUCAGAUGUUGUCUAUAGUGAAGCUGCUGUGGUAGAUCUGCUUUCCACGCUGAGACAUCUUUCUGCCAGCUGCACCACCAUUUUCCUCGCUGGAGAGCUCCGAAAUGGUAAUCUACUCAUCAUUCCAUUCGAAGUCUAUGUUACAUAUACUCACGGGAGCUUCUCUCCCCGAACAGACGCCGUCCUGGAGUACUUCUUGGAGGCGGCGAUGGGGGAUUUCCUGAUUGGGCAUGUCGAUCAAUCCCAGUGGCAUCCCGACUACCGCAGCCAGCGAGUAGCGAUCCUUGUUCUGGUGAAGAAGUAA
Spirodela intermedia is the source of this 1156-nucleotide messenger RNA. NCBI's taxonomy places the organism in Eukaryota, Viridiplantae, Streptophyta, Magnoliopsida, Alismatales, Araceae. The record is from the annotation of a GenBank genome assembly.